Messenger RNA from Aspergillus glaucus CBS 516.65, 1365 nucleotides. RefSeq names its product dienelactone hydrolase. Lineage: Eukaryota; Fungi; Ascomycota; Eurotiomycetes; Eurotiales; Aspergillaceae. The coding region runs from base 1 to 1365 and encodes 454 amino acids. Gene Ontology annotation, biological process: polyketide metabolic process. The transcript is spliced from 3 exons. The record is from RefSeq and is a predicted model, not a curated record.
AUGGCAGCCAUAUCCAUCAACACCGGCGGCGCCAGCGGAUUCCUCUACAACUCCGGUUCAGGAACCGCCCGGCUCUGCAUCACCGCCGAGACAGAGGACUUUGACAACGAGACACUACGCAGCUGGCAAGAUGAGGGAUUCGAUGUGGUUUAUGUCCCGUAUGAGGUCGGGGAGAAGGAGUAUGUCGCGAGGUUGAGGUCUGUUAGGGAGGGUUUGGGCGUGGGGGAGAAUUAUGCUGUUAUUGCACUCGGUGACGCCGCUUCGUUUUGUCUGGAUCAUUACCUCAAACCUACGAAUGCGAGUCGUCUCUGUGCGCUGAUUGCCUACUAUCCGACGAACAUACCUGAUACACGGUGUCGGUUCCCGCAGUCGCUUCGAGUAUUGACACAUCUGGCUGGUUCAACAGUGGAUGUAACAACGGUGCCAACAGCCUUAGGUCUACAAGGGAAGAAGCGCCGGAGGACGUGUCAGAUCGACCCCGGGAUUGGGACUGGUGAACGUCUUAACAUCGGGUUCCCGACAUAUACAUACGAUUACGUGCAGCCGGGCUUCGCAGAGCAUGAUCUAGAUGAAUAUGACCGGUUAGCAUCCGAGCUCGCCUGGACGCGCAGUCUACAUGUUUUACGAAGGGGGUUUGGAAAGGAUCUCGAUUUAGAGGGGAGGUGGGAGGAGCAUCAAGAGGGAAAAUUCUUCUCCUCAAACCUCUCCACAACAAUGGACCACUACACCACCCACCUCACACCAACAGUUACAUACACGCCCACCCUAACCGGCGGAAUCGGCACCAACUCCCUCCGCCGCUUCUACGAGCAACACUUCCUGCGCACGUUACCACCAUCCAUGCGUCUUCGUCUCAUAUCUCGCACAGUCGGGGUAGAUCGUAUUGUUGACGAACUGUACGCUUCGUUUGAACAUACGCAUGAAAUUCCCUGGAUGCUUCCUGGUGUCCCGCCGACGAACCGGAAGGUCGAAAUCAUACUGGUUAGCAUCGUUAGUAUGAAAGCGGGAAAGUUAUCAUCAGAGCACGUGUAUUGGGAUCAAGCUAGUGUGCUUGUGCAGGUUGGGUUGUUAGAUCCUAAGUUGGUUCCGGGUGGUGUGAAGGGUGUAGACCGGUUACCGGUUGUUGGGGGCGAGGCUGCGCGGAGGAUGUUGCGUGAGGAUCCGGAGAUGGAAGAGGAGUUUCAUAAUCGGUUGAUUCGGAGGGCGAAUGUUAAGGGGAAGGGAAGGGAGAAGGAUGAGAAGGCUGGUAUGGAAUCUGGGGUUGAUUCGAAGGUUAAAUCGACAGAUAAUGAGGGUAAGGGUAAGUCUGUUCAGAGGGAGGGGAGGCCUGCUGGGCCGGAGAUGGAGGCGGAGACGAAAGCUUAA